AUGUUGAUGAUCCGUAAAGCUGCAAUUUUUUUGAUCACAAUAUUCAUCAUACAAUUAUUAUUACAACAUCAAGUACAACAAACAUAUGCAAUGAAAAAAAUGAUCAUGAAAAUGUUGAGUAAAGAUAAAAUGAAAACAUUAAUGUUAAUGUAUGCAUUGGCUAAGAAAAAAAUGAAACCAAAAUUCGGUAUAUUGCCAAUACCGAUUCCAAUUCCAUUUGAAUUCAAAAUCCGUGAAGAAUAUGAUUAUCCUAAAUAUGAAUAUGGUUAUCCAUCAUAUCCAACAUCUGAUUAUAGCUAUGGGGGUUCGUAUCAAGGUAGCAAUGAUGCCUACGACAUUGAUGAUUAUGGUGGUGGCGAUGAUUCUUAUGGAAUGCAUGGUUUAGAUUACAGCGCUGCCGGUAGUGGUGGUGGUGGUGGUGGAUAUACUGAUUCUGAAUACAUGACCGGCAGUAUUAGUUCAAAACCAGUUACAUCAAGCGGAUACGUCACUGGCCAGCUUAACAAAGUCACUUUUGAUGAUAAUUAUGGCGGCGGUGGUGGAGAUAAUUAUGGAAGCAGUGGAUCUGGUGGUGGCGGAUACAGCAGCAGUGGAAGUACAGCAUACGGAAUGCCUUACAGUGGUGAUAACGGUAGUGGUGGUGGUGGAUAUAUAGAUUCAGGGGGUUAUAAUGGUGAUUCUGGGGGCGGUGGUAAUGGUGGUGGUGGUGGUGGAAAUAAUUAUGAUAUGAGUAGUGGCGAAGAUUAUUCAAACGGUGGAAAUUAUGGAGGUGGUGGUAGUAGUGGUGUAGGAGGAGGAUAUAUGAACGAUUAUGCUGCAUCCGCCGGUACAAAUGAAUAUUUCACAACAGGAUCAAAUCAUUAUGCAGCUUCAGCACCAUCAUCAUUACGAUCAUAUCGUAAUAAUUACAGUGGAAACAAUAAUAAUAAUCAUAAUAAUCCGGAUUCUGGUCCAAGAGCCAUAUUUGUCACAAUUGGAUCAGAUAGUUCACAACAACCUUCCUCAGCAUCAUCAUCAUCGACACCAGAACAAUCACAUUAUCAAUCGGAAUCAUUUGGUAAAAAUUAUAUAUCAUCAAAUGAAAUGAAAUCAAUGAAUUAUGAUUAUGGUCAUCAACCUUCAUCACAUACUCAUCAUCAUCAUAUGAAUCAUUAUGAUAAUAAUCUUGACCGCCAUUAUCAUCCUCAUCAUCAUCAUUAUGUACAUGAUGAUAUCUAUAAUAAUGGAAAUGGAAAUAAUUUCGGUAUCGGCCACAGCAGCAGCAGCAGUAGUAGUAGUAGUAAUUCUGAUGGUAUCAUUGAAAUGAAUAAACCAUUAUUGCAAAAUUCUUAUGAAAGCGAUUAUUCACCAACAUCAUCAUCAACAUCAUAUAUUGAUGAUCCAUAUGUAUCAUCAGCGACAUCAAAUCAGAAUAGUGCCACUAAAGUUGAUGAUAAUAAUCGUAAUAAUGGUAAUACAGAAUUUAGGAUAGCUAUUAUUGCUGCAACUGAUAGUGAUGAUAAAUUAACAUCAGAAUCAUCGAAAAUUAAAGCCAUUAUUGAACCAUUAAUUCCAUCGCCAUUAACUAUUGAAGAUCGUUCAUUAUCGUCAACUUCCGGUAGUGAUGUAAAAUCAAAAUCAUUGACAUUAAUAUAG
Molecule: messenger RNA, 1635 nt
Organism: Dermatophagoides farinae (American house dust mite)
Lineage: Eukaryota; Metazoa; Arthropoda; Arachnida; Sarcoptiformes; Pyroglyphidae
Source: RefSeq, a predicted model, not a curated record